GAUCUUCGCCACGCCAUUAAAAUCGAAUAUAUUCAUCAAAUCUACGAUUUACUAUUUUUAUUUACAACUCUAUCACAACCGUUUAAAUUCCAACGAUAUUGUUUUUUGGAAUCGAUCACAAUGAAUAUAAAUAAAAUAAAAAUAAUCACCAAUGCAACGCCGAAUCGUAUCAUGAAGCGAUAAUGCUUGAAAUUCUGAGAGAUGGCUUUUGGAGCAGCAGUUAUCAAAACACAGUGACUAGUGACUACAUAAAACUACAUAAGGUGUUGUCGUACGGGGGUAAGAAAAAUGCCAGAGAACCGGAGAUACUUAGUUGGAAGGUGCAUAUAAUAGACGACGGUAUUAAGCAAUAUCCAUGCACAUAAGCGGUUACGCACGAGAACCGGUUCUCCUGAAUCUUUACUCUUGAAAGGCUAAGUUUCCGAACGGUCAAAACGGCACAAGGUGAAAGUAGAAUGAUAAAAGAAAAAUUUCGAGUUCCCAGAAUGAGUAUCACCCGUUGAAGCAUCUGGGUGGCAUGUACAACGUGACUGAGAAAAAGAUGCAUACAUUGUUUGACUACAAUUUCGUGGCUGGACUCUUGCGUUCGGUAUGGGCUGUUGGCUAACCUAAUUCGUGAAGCUGAUCGUAUUUCGCGAUCGCAUAUACCAACGUGAAUAUAACUACGGAAAAUAAACACAUACGUAUCGUGGUGUGAUUAUCGUCACGUUAACGUUAAUCAUAUCAUCGUGGAGAUUAAGAUUAAGAGAUCGUCAUAGAGUGCAACGGUUCACUACCAAAUUGUUUACAAUGGCUGUGCCUAACAAGUGGGAGAAUGCUUGUAGAUUAUGCUCAGAAGAGAAAAACGAAAUGCUGUCGAUUUUUGGUAACGAAGGUGUACAGCGUAAAGUGGCACAAAAGUUACGUGCUUGCCUGCCAGUUCUAGUGUACAAAACCGAUCCACUGCCAAAGCAAAUAUGUCAGUUCUGUGCCGCCAGGUUGGACGACGUUUAUGAGUUUAGAGAAUACUGUCUGAGCGUUUACAAAAGCAUGCACUUGAAGCUGUUAGCUUAUAAGAACAUUGAAUCUGUUCAGAUUUAUUUAGAAGCGAUGAAAAAUUCUCCUGAUCCCUGUCAGGCCCAACUAUGGAGAGAAAAGGCUAGAGCACCACCGCCAUUAGUACCUUUGCCAGUUUCACUGCCAGUUGAAAGUCCAUCAAUGCCAAUAGAUAUUAGUCAAGACCAUCAAAAUAGUUGCAUUGAAUCAUUACCUGAAUUGCCAUGUGAAGUAGAGAUCAAAGAAAUGACUACAGAACCAAUAUUGGGAAUAGGUGUUAAUGUAUAUGAAUCAUCACAUAAAAACAACAUAGAAAAUGAAUUAUAUAAUAAGUUAGAUAUAAUAGUGGAACAAAAUACAAGUUUAUCAAAAGAGGAAAGCAAUGACUCAAGACAAGGAAUACAGGUAAAAGAAGAAGAAAAGAGGACGAGUAUUUUAGAACAAGUACUAAUGGGUAGUUUAACAAUGAAUGAUAGGAAGGACUUAAAUUCAGAAACAAAGCUAUCCUCUAAGUGGUGGUGUGCUCCUUGCAAUAGUUAUUAUAAAACAAAGGAAAGUUUAAUGAAACAUAUGCAGUUACACUGUCCAAGAAAGUAUAAUUGUAGGAAAUGUUCUGCUUGUUUUGAGUUGGUAGAAGAUUUGGCUAAACAUGAAGCUACUAAUCAUUUAAAAGUAACAUUAGACUUUGAUAGAAGUGUUCUAGAUUGUGACCAAUGUGAUAGACAAUUUGUUAGUUGGGAGAUGCUGAAGAAACAUAGAUUACGUGAUCACUUAACUCAGAUAAAUGAAAUUGGGUCUAAUACAUGGUGCUCUUUAUGCAAUAGAUUUUUCCCAAGUAUGGAAACUUAUCAAAGUCAUAUUCAAUUACAUGAAGUCAGUAAUUACACACCAACGAAAAUAUUACACCUAACGAAUCAACAAUCGGCGAAGGUUCUCAAAAGUGAAGAACCUUCAAAAGAAGUGAAGAGGGAACAUUUUACAGACACUACUAAGUCACUUACAUGUCCUACUUGUGGAAAAAUUUGUACUCAACAAAGUGCGUUAUCAAAUCACAUGCGUACUCAUGAACCAAAAAGGCAUAAAUGUGAUAUAUGCGGACGAUCAUUUGGACUUUUCAUACGUCUAGCAGCACAUAGAAUGAGUGAACACAGUCAACAACCUACAAUGUCGCCUGUAAUGGCUAGCGUUGAACAAGAAGAAGCAUUAAAUGCCGAAAGGGAAGCUAAAGAGGCAAGAGAAGCUAGAACUCGUGCAUCAAGAACUAGAACAUAUUCAGAGAUGAUAGAAAGAGAAGAUAUUCCUAAUCAUGAAGAACCACCUUUAAAAAGAAACGUUCCAUUAAAUACCAAUGCAUUUAAAAAUGUGGCAAGAUGUGGUAUCUGUUUACAGUGGUUCAGCGAUCACACUACAAUGUUAACGCAUUUACAGACACAUUCGGAUAAUUUCACUUGCAAAAAUUUCAUGUGUCAUAUAUGUAAAAAAUCUUUCAAGGAAAAGUGGCAAUUAUUUAGACACGAGGUAUCUCAUAAACGAAAUGAAUCUGCAUCAGUAUAUAUAUGCACAGUAUGUAACAAAUCAUUCGUAGAUAAAAAUGCAUAUAAAGUACAUCAGAAAACGCACAUUGUUGACAAAACAUAUCACUGUCCUAAGUGUAAUAAAAUAUUUUUUAAAGAAGUAUCUCUGCUAACUCAUCAAUGCACGGCAGAAAUUGUGCUCGGUAAAAAAGGAGUAUCCUCAAAGUCUUCGCAAAAGUCUGCGUCGUUGAGUAACAGUAAAAGAUAUAAAUGUUCCAAAUGCAAUGCGUCUUUCAGUAGUUUUCAAUCGAAAAACUCUCAUAUGAGAGUGCAUAUGGAAAGUUCACAUACAACGGUGCGAAAACAAGAUUUAAAGGAGGAAUCAGAAGAAGAAAAAACUAUGCCAAAAUUAACUCCUGAAACAUCAUUGGAAUAUUCGGUUCCUCCUAUUGAACCAAAAGUAGAAAUAAACGAGGAAAGUACACCACCUCCUGUUAAACGAACUCUAAUCAGGACAACUGGCGGGUAUCGGUGCGGAGUAUGUCAAUCUCCAUUUGUUUUACGGGAACUAGCUGUUGCACAUUUAAGAUCUGCACAUCCUCUGAUGCCAUAUCAGUGCCCUUAUUGUAAGAAACGAUUCACCACGCAAUAUACAUUCACGCAUCAUAUUAAGACAGAUCAUCCUGAUGAGCACGAGAAUUGAAUUGUAUAAGUCAACAUGCCAAACGAUUAUUAUACCAUAAAAUAAUGCCUUUGAGAAUGGGGUAACUUUUGUUUAUACAGAGUGGUAACAACUAAUACGAUGCUCAAGUUUUAAACUAUUUGCAGCUAUGUAAAAGAGGAAAAUUUUGAACCAAAAUUUGUUUUCGUAAAAUUAAAAUUGAAAUUGAAAUUCAUUUUUUUCAAUUUAUUACAAAAUUUCUUAAUAAAACAUAAUAUAAUAUGUUUUUUAAUUCAUUCUAAAGUCCUCUAUAAUGUAAUGAUCUUAAUUUUGUUAUGAAAACAAACUAUUUUUAAAAUUGAUUAUGGUUAUUUGUAGUAUACUGGAUACUGAUAAAUUUUGGUUCAUAAUUUCUUUUGUUACGUGACAGCAAAUGGCCAAAGAGUUGUUGAUGUCGCGUUAGACAAAACACCCUGUGUAUAAGAGAUUUAUAUAAUUACAUAUAUACUUACAUACUGUGCACUGUUAAAAAGAAGUCCCGCGGAAGGACAGAUUCAACACAAUCGUAAAGAAUGCGUAUUGGUGGAAAGUGUCACAUGAAUAAAUAAAACAAUAUAGCAACGCGUGACAGUGAGCGAUAGAGAACGGUAUGGUACCCUCUCUUGACCCUGUGCCGUGCCGCAGGACUGCUUUCCAACAGCGCACUAUAUAUGUAUUAACAGUUAUCGGUUUUAUGCUGAAGCUGUUUUAUUUAAUAAUCUGGCACUCUAGUUCCUGAACAAAAUAAUUGGCCUUAAAUAAAAAUUUUGUAGUUUUCUUUGGUGAAAAAUGGAAAAAAAUAUAUAUAUUAUAUAUAUUCAUAAAUAAAUAUAGAUUGUGUUGAACGAAAUAUAGUUUUUAAUAAUGAAUAAGUAUCAUUUAUUAAUAGGAGACUGGAAUAGAACUAGUACUUAUACUGAACGUGCCUAUUUAAGUACUGUAUCAUAGUGCUAUACGAGUUUUUAGUCAAGUUGAUUUAUAAAUGCCGAAGAGACGUAUUAUCGUAUUAGAUAUUAUAUUAGGUUGACCCAAAAGUUUCUUUCAUUUUAUACGGAAAUAAUAGAUCCACAACAUUUUUUGUUUUAUAUUAUUUUUUUGAAUUAUGUAUGAUUCAUUUUGUUCCAAUAGAAUUUUGUUCUAUGAAUAGAAUAGAAUUUUGUUUUCAAUAAAAUAAUAUAAAACAAAAAAUGUCAUGCAUAUUGUAUUAUUGUGUAUUAUUUCUUUAUAAAAGGAAAGAAACUUUAGGUCAACCUAAUACAUAUAUGUCGUUCAUUAGCGAUAGUUCUACAGAGUUGUAUAAAAGUGUUAUAUAUAUAUAUUUAUAUAUAUAUACAUUCAUUUAUAUCAUCCAUUAGCAUUGACAUACAUUCCUCUUUCUUUCACAAGGAAAUUUUGGAAAUCCUAAAAAGCUGUUUUUAUUUUUUCCUUCUUUCCUAAUAAUUUUAAAUUAAUUCUAGGAAAACUAGAUAAUAAAAAUAAACCUAGCAAAUAAAAGCAGAUAAGUAAACUUACCGUUACUGUAAAUUAUUAUUAUUGUUUUAUUUUAUAUAUAGAAUAUUUACAAUAAAAGGUCACUACCAAGAGAAAGCUUUGUACGCUUAUUAAAUAAACUUUUAUUACAGAAAACAA
Bombus terrestris (buff-tailed bumblebee) is the source of this 4878-nucleotide messenger RNA. Its product is annotated as zinc finger protein 84. Gene Ontology annotation, molecular function: zinc ion binding. Gene Ontology annotation, cellular component: nucleus. The record is from RefSeq and is a predicted model, not a curated record. Bases 790 to 3252 code for a protein of 820 amino acids. Lineage: Eukaryota; Metazoa; Arthropoda; Insecta; Hymenoptera; Apidae. The transcript has 9 exons.